GCGCGUCGCGUUCGGGAACCGCUCCGCUCGAAAGAGAAUACGAAAUACAAACUCUUCACAUUAUAACUUUUUAAUUUUCGAACGUUCAGUUAUUUCUUUUUUUUCACAUUCCAAACUUAAAAAGUAAGAAUGUGGCAUUGUACAUGGAUAUAAAGAGUUGGAUAUAAAGUUAGUUGUUUUAGAAGUUAUUUAUUAUUUUGUAAAAUGAGUGUCGAGUUCAUUAAUUUAUUCAAGACGGAAAUUGAAAAUGAACGAAAUCAAAAAGAAAACAAAGACUGGAUGAGAGGAAGCCGAACGCUGCAGCUGGUUGCAAAACGUUACAGAUCCAGAAGGGGACGAGCGAAAAGACAGAUAGAUACAUCUACUGAUGCGAAAUCCACAGAAGCAAUAACUCGUCAAACACCUUCACCAUCGAGAAUAUCUGCUGAAUGGAGUGGUGCGACCGGCGGUCCCCCAGCGGAGGUGAUCCUCCGUCUCCAUCCAACUCCCGUCACUCCGUACCCAGUGCAGAGCCGUGGGAACAUGUCAAUUACUGAAAUAGAUGGAAGUGCAAUAGUAGUACGAGCAGAAGAAGCAUUGAUAGUAGCAUUCGUGCUACUCCUGUGGGUAGCGGCAAUCGCUCUAUUUUUCAACCGCUGGGGCAAGAUCAGGUGCGUCUAUAAGCUAAUGUUAGAACCAUAUCAACCAAAAUUCCAACAACAGCAUCGUCAGAGUUGCGUGCUCGCUGAGACAGUCUCCGUGCCACCCCUUGUAAGAAAAAUCAGACAUCGAGCGUCACUCUCAAGGGGGUGCGUGUCAUAUGACUGUGGGGGCACAUUCUCUGCGUACCAACCGUGUGGAUACCUUUCUCAUAGACCACGACAAAACUCAGUAUUCGUAGGUAGUAUGGGUGGUAUGGCCUUAAUACCGGAGAGUCCCCCGCGGCGCUCGCGCUCCGCCGCCGACCUCCCCGCGCUCACUCCCUCCGACCACGUCCCCACCACCUCUAGGUCCUCUAGAGCUGCCAGUCUCCACACUGUAGACCUUAGAGUAUGUGCGCCUUCACCACGCGCGUCUAGAGCUGCAAGUCUACAUUCCGCUGUCGAUGUUCCCUCCAUACAAGUACAUGUUAGGGGUUCAGGAACUAAUAUAAAUAGGCCUAGAAGUCCGAGACGGUUGACUAUUACUAACGUGUAAGGAUAAGUGUUUAUCGUGAUGGACCAAUGCUUUGUUUUUCCUUUAUGUGUCUAUCUUGAAUUUAACGCGUCGCUGUUUUGUCUCUUUCACACUUUAAC
Colias croceus (clouded yellow) is the source of this 1274-nucleotide messenger RNA. RefSeq lists its product as uncharacterized. The record is from RefSeq and is a predicted model, not a curated record. The coding region runs from base 205 to 1176 and encodes 323 amino acids. NCBI's taxonomy places the organism in Eukaryota, Metazoa, Arthropoda, Insecta, Lepidoptera, Pieridae. The transcript has 8 exons.